UUUUGCAGUUACAGUGCAUCAGAGGGCCUUUUAUGCCUGAACUCAGAACAGACAUGGGGACAGUGUGAAGAUUACAAGGUCAUGUUCACCUGCACUGAACAGUUCUGCUCAGAGUGCAGGACGCGCUGGUUCAGUCAUGAUGACCCGACAGGAAACGGAGACUAUGAGGUCCUCAGUGACCUCCUCAACAUAUACCCCAGAGAAAUCUGCCCCCAGCCAAUAGCCAUCGAGGUCCAGACCAUCUCUGGGGAACCUGCCUCUAACACCUCUGAUACUUUUUUAAAUUACGAUGCCACCUAUGGGUUUGCCUGUGUAAAUGCUGAUCAGAGGGGCAAGAGUUGUGAAGAUUAUAAAGUCAGGUUUACAUGUCCCAAAGAGUUCUGUCAAGUGUCCGAGCAGUGUCGAACACAGUGGCUGAACAGCGAUGACCCAUCAGAGGAGGGGGAUGUUGAGUCCAUACUUCAGCUGAUGAAAACCUUCCCCGGUCAAGUCUGUAAAAACCCAAUCGGCAUCGAGGCCAUGACAACAAGAGGAAUAUCCGCCCAUUACACCGGAGACACAUACCUCUCCUAUGAUGUUGCUUUUGGGUUUGCAUGCAUCAAUGAAAAACAGAAGAGUAAACAAUGUGAGGAUUAUCAAGUGAUACUGACGUGUCCUUCAGACUUCUGUCAGGGCUGCAGGACACGCUGGUUCGACGAGGACGAUCCCACAGAUAAAGGAGACUAUGAGACCCUCCUCCAGCUGCAGAUGCUAUAUCCCACUGAGGUCUGCACCCAGCCUGUGGCCAUUGAAGCCAUGACACUAUCUGGUGUCCCUGCACACAGGACGGGUGAUGUCUUUCAAGUAUAUGAUGCUACUCAAGGUUUUGCCUGUGUGAAUACUGGUGGAAAACGCUGUCAAGACUACAAGGUCCGCUUCACCUGCCCAUUGACUUUCUGCACAGGAUGAAUAAUGAGUGGUCAACAGUUAUUUAGGGGAGUUACGGUCAGUAGAGGAUGUGUAGUACCUGCUAAGAUAAUAUGUUAAAAUCCUGUAGAAUUGCUCAUGUGUUUUUAACAUUUUUUCCUCAUUCAUUAAAUGCAUGUUGUCAUAAAAAGAAAAAAUAUACUGUAUAUAAAUGGCAGAUCAUCACAUCCCUCUGGAUAAGAGGACCACUUCCCCAGAAACAGGAUGUGUAUGGGUUUAUUGUGUAUGGGCAAUUUUGCAUGUGAGUAAAUUUACAGAUCCAGAUUCCACAGAGUUGAAUUGUCCUGAGUUAUGGCCAGAAACAUGUAUUGUAAGAUGACAGUGAUCUUGACCUUUGACCACAUUCAGUUCUAUAACUUUUAUAGGAUUUACUCAUCUACAGUCUGCAGACUAUUUCAUUAUAUGUGUUUACUGUAUGGAUGUUUGACAGAUAAUAUCACUGUUAUGACAGAAGAACUGUGUGUAAUACAGAAAUGAUCUUAUCUUGACAGUGUUCUGUGAAGUUGACACUGGUGAGAAGCUGAGUUUUAGUCAUAUAACAGUAUAACAGGAGGUUUAAGAUUUAAUGAAUCAUGUAACUUUAACACAGAAUAGUAAAAUAUUUUUUUUUUCUAUUCAAGUGCAAAUCAACAGGUCCACUCUAGUCACU
This is a messenger RNA of Lates calcarifer (barramundi perch), 1615 nucleotides long. RefSeq lists its product as uncharacterized. The transcript has 7 exons. Bases 82 to 948 code for a protein of 288 amino acids. The record is from RefSeq and is a predicted model, not a curated record. Lineage: Eukaryota; Metazoa; Chordata; Actinopteri; Centropomidae.